Tachysurus vachellii is the source of this 1618-nucleotide messenger RNA. RefSeq lists its product as uncharacterized. The transcript has 9 exons. The record is from RefSeq and is a predicted model, not a curated record. Bases 107 to 1141 code for a protein of 344 amino acids. Lineage: Eukaryota; Metazoa; Chordata; Actinopteri; Siluriformes; Bagridae.
UUCUUUUUUAUUUUUGACAACAAAAGUCAGUCCUGUGACACGCUCUUCAAUCAGUCGGUCUCAACCGUUUACCUGGUCAUGGAAAAUUUAUGAUCCAAGAAGAAGGAUGGAAUUUCAGAAAUUUCUUUUGCUAAUAUUAGUAGGUGUCUUCUCAUCGACUUUGGUGAUAGUGAUUGUAUUCAUCAUCAUCAACAUGUGCGUAAGAGGGAAAGCUGAAAAAUAUGUUGCAACAUCCGAGAAUCACACGAAGUCAAGCUUUGAAAUGAGCAACUAUUUCAAGCUGAAUGGUCAGGAAGAUAUUCGACCUCCAUUGCCUUCAAGAGAUCAAUUUGAUACAGAGUCCAUGAGCAAUAGUUAUGAGGAGAUGCCUGAAAUCCCUAUGGUCGCAGUUGAAACUUCCUCUUUACAGAACCCUGUUCACAGCCCUGUCCCUCAGACCCACACCAACCUUCUGGACACCAAAAGCGUCUCAGAAAGCUACGAUGAUGUAGACGAACUUCAAAGGGUGAAUAGUUAUGAGGACAUGCCUGAAAUCCCUAUGGUCGCAGUUGAAACGUCUUCGUUACAGAACCCUGUUCACAGCCCUGUCCCUCAGACCCACACCAACCUUCUGGACAACACAAGCUUCUCAGAAAGCUACGAUGAUAUAGACGAACUUCAAAGGGUGAAUAGUUAUGAGGACAUGGCUGAAAUCCCUAUGGUCGCAGUUGAAACGUCUUCGUUACAGAACCCUGUUCACAGCCCUGUCCCUCAGACCCACACCAACCUUCUGGACAACACAAGCUUCUCAGAAAGCUACGAUGAUAUAGACGAACUUCAAAGGGUGAAUAGUUAUGAGGACAUGCCUGAAAUCCCUGUGGUCGCAGUUGAAACUUCUUCGUUACAGAACCCUGUUCACAGCCCUGUCCCUCAGACCCACACCAACCUUCUGGACAACACAAGCAUCUCAGAAAGCUACGAUGAUGUAGACAAACUUCAAAUGGUACGAGGCAGCUCCGUUGCAUCGUUUCCUGAUUACCUGGAUGUGCAUCCACCUCCUUUUCUGAAUGGAUCAGACAACGGAUCAAACAAUGUGUCAGAAAACUACGACGAUAUCGAUCAGCUCCAAUGCGACAGCGAAGACUAUGAUGAUGUGGGAUAAAAGUUUCAUCUUUCCUGCCCGUUUGUGAAGAAAAGACCAAAUAAUAUUCAGUACAAUAAAUUUGUUCAGAGGAUCUGCACAGAACUUUGGAGCUCUGUUCAAUUUAGCACUUUGUUUUGUUUCCUGAGUAUGGUGAUGUCUCUUUUGCAAAGAGAGUUAAUAUUUUCUUUUGUUAUUAGAACCUGUUAGAAUUUUAAGAUUUUAUUUUGAUGAACUGAUGACAAAAAUAAUUUAUAAACAUUUAUAUUUUUAAACAGUUUUUAAUCAACUGCUUGUCAUAUAAUCUACUCAUUUCCCGCACACCACCCAAAUCAACCAAGUAGAACGCUCACUAUUUCCUGUCUGCAAGUCAAUAGUACUUUGGUAUCAACUGUUUAACAGAAAGAUGCAUUUAAAUGCUUUACUCCAGUACUAUAUUCAAGCUCCAUAUUCACACAUCACAGGGUUUUGGUGAAAAUAAAACUUCUCCUGAUUGCA